Messenger RNA from Oryza brachyantha (malo sina), 1666 nucleotides. RefSeq names its product U-box domain-containing protein 4-like. Gene Ontology annotation, cellular component: cytoplasm; nucleus. The transcript has 2 exons. Gene Ontology annotation, molecular function: protein binding. The record is from RefSeq and is a predicted model, not a curated record. NCBI's taxonomy places the organism in Eukaryota, Viridiplantae, Streptophyta, Magnoliopsida, Poales, Poaceae. Bases 177 to 1265 code for a protein of 362 amino acids.
CUUAUUUCAUUCGCUCCUCGUCGCGUCGCCCUUGGCUCGCUCGGCUCCAAACGCAAAGCACCCAAUUCCAUUUCCACCGAGAAGAGCCUCUCGUCCUCCUCCUCGCCGCCGUCCACGGGGCAUUUGGUUUGGUUUGGUUUCGUCGGAGUGGAGCUGUACGGGGCUUGACGGGUAGGAUGGAGUCGGACGCCUCUACCUCCCCGCGUCGGCGGAGCAGCAGCUGCUACAGCGACAGCGGCGAUUCGUCGUGCUCCGAGCCGUUCAGCGAGUGCGGCAGCGACGACCUCUCGUUCACCCCGGCCGCGGCCGCGGGGAUCCACCGGCUGCUGCUGUCGUGCGCCGCGGAGGCGUCGGACGGGACGGUCUCGUCGCUCGUCGCGGAGCUGGAGUCGCCGUCGUCGUCACUGGACUCGCUCCGGCGCGCCGCGAUGGAGCUCCGCCUGCUGGCGAAGCACAACCCGGACAACCGGAUUCGCAUCGCGGCGGCCGGGGCGGUGCGGCCGCUCGUGGCGCUGCUGUCGCACGCCGACCCGCUCCUGCAGGAGCACGGCGUCACGGCGCUGCUCAACCUGUCGAUCUGCGACGAGAACAAGGCGAUCAUCGUGGAGGCCGGCGCGAUACGGCCGCUCGUGCACGCGCUCAAGUCGGCCGCGUCGCCCGCCGCGCGGGAGAACGCCGCGUGCGCGCUGCUCCGCCUGUCCCAGCUCGACGGCUCCGCCGCAGCCUCCAUCGGCCGGGCGGGCGCCAUCCCGCUGCUGGUCUCCCUCCUCGAGACUGGCGGCGCGCGCGGGAAGAAGGACGCCGCCACGGCACUCUACGCGCUCUGCAGCGGCGCGCGCGAGAACCGCCUCCGCGCCGUGGAGGCCGGGGCCGUCCGCCCCCUGCUAGACCUCAUGGCCGACCCGGAGACCGGCAUGGUGGACAAGGCGGCCUACGUCCUGCACUCCCUUGUGGGCAUCGCCGAGGGCCGCUCCGCCGCCGUCGAGGAGGGCGGCGUCCCCGUCCUCGUAGAGAUGGUGGAGGUCGGCACCCCGCGGCAGAAGGAGAUCGCUACCCUCUGUCUCCUACAGAUCUGUGAGGACAACGCCGUCUACCGCACCAUGGUCGCCCGCGAAGGCGCCAUCCCUCCCCUCGUGGCCCUCUCCCAAUCCUCCUCCGCUCGCCCCAAGCUCAAAACCAAGGCGGAGGCGCUGAUCGAGAUGCUGCGGCAGCCACGAAGCGCGAGCCUGCGCGCGAGGCCGGCGGCGGUCGUUGCGGCGGAGUGACCCCGGUCGAUUCAAGUGGCGUGCUUUCCGUUCCCCCAUUCCCUGCGGCGAGCCGAGCCGAGCCCAGCCGGCGGCGGGCGAUCGGCCAGCGCGUGUAAAUACCAAGCAGCGUGUUUGCGUCCGCGAGCGAGUGUACAUUUUCCCUCAAGCGAGAUGGCGACGAGACGACGGUGGUGGUGGAGAGAAGAAAAGUCUCCUGUAAAAUUUCUUUCUUCCCCCACCACUUCUUUUGUUCUUCGUUUCUUUUUUUUCCCACUUCUCUUAUUAUCCCCUAGCUUGCUUGCUUGCUUGGUUGCUCACUUCAUCCUCAUCAAACGAGGAGAAGAUUGUGCAAAAAAAGAAAAGCUACAAAAAAAAUCAUGUGUGCGCGUGUGGUUUCAAACAGUGAGAAUUUUGUGCUA